AUGGCGGCGGACCCUCUAUCAAGAAGCGAAUUGAAUACGAACACAGCGUCCGACUCGGACAGCGAUUUCGAAGACGACGAUUUCGUUCCAGAGCCCGAGCUGUCUCGCGGCGCUGCCGCGGCUAUCCAAGCUUCCUACAAGCUUCAAACCCAAAGACCAGGCGCAGACGAUGCGUCGGACUCAGACUCGGACGACGAAGACUCCGAUGGCGAAGCGAAAGGGGCAGGAAGUCGAGCAGUCGCUGGGGAGCAGAUCGACGCGGACGAGCUGGAAGCACUCAAGAGGGAGCGCGAAGAAAUGGUCGCAGCUGCGGGAGGCGAGGGCCGACUGGGCAAACGUGCAAGACUAGCCAAGGAUGCGGUUGCUGAGUCUGCAGGGUCGAUGGCCGUCAACGACGAGGCCGAAGCAUUGAAGGCAAAGGCGUUGGCAGAAUGGGAAAACAUCAAAGGCGAUGGUCCGACGUCGACAACUUCGACUGGCGACGGCGCUACGUCUCAAGAAGCUCAGUCUGGCAGCUCUACCACCACAAGCACGGAAGAGAUCGUGUCGAUACCGACAACGUACAAGUUCGCCGGAGAACUUCACACAUCCACGCGCCUCCUACCGCGCUCACAUCCAGACGCGAUCAAGUAUCUCUCUUCGCAGUCUGCCAGCUCCACCUCGGCCAAAGUCACGACAUCUACGCCUGUACCCUCGAUCAACCCCACACCAGCAGUCACAGCAGCAGCUCCUCGACCGCCACCAACAGGUCCCAGGCGAAAGAAAGGAUCCUCGCUAGCUGCGCUCUCGGCAGCAGCUACCGCGAAACCUGCCAAACUCAACACGCUCGAAAAGAGCAAGCUGGAUUGGGAUUCGUACAAAGACGAUACGGCCAAGUUGUCGCAACAAGAGAAGGACGAGCUGGAACAUCAGACAAAGGGCGGGGGCAAAGGACUUGGCGAUAUGAAAGGCUAUCUUGAAAGGAGGGACUUUUUGGAUCGUGUCAAGGAUCGCACUGGUCAGCCAUAG
This is a messenger RNA of Sporisorium graminicola, 1008 nucleotides long. RefSeq lists its product as uncharacterized. Lineage: Eukaryota; Fungi; Basidiomycota; Ustilaginomycetes; Ustilaginales; Ustilaginaceae. The coding region runs from base 1 to 1008 and encodes 335 amino acids. The record is from RefSeq and is a predicted model, not a curated record. The transcript has a single exon.